Messenger RNA from Nilaparvata lugens (brown planthopper), 2658 nucleotides. RefSeq lists its product as uncharacterized. The coding region runs from base 262 to 2376 and encodes 704 amino acids. The transcript has 16 exons. The record is from RefSeq and is a predicted model, not a curated record. NCBI's taxonomy places the organism in Eukaryota, Metazoa, Arthropoda, Insecta, Hemiptera, Delphacidae.
AGAAAAGUGCUUUGAAUGCGUACGCGGAAUAGUUGGGUUUUUACUUUCAGUUUCGUUUAGACUCGGCGUGCAGUGCUGUAGUGAGAGUGCUUGGUUAUAGAUAUGCGGUGUGUGAUUGGCUAGUUACGUGUGUGUGUGCGUGCGCGCGCUGUUACAGUUUCGCGCCAAUUUUUGCGGGAAAAUCAGCGCCAAAGUUUUCCGCUGUUGUAGUUUAGACGUAGUAAAACUGGACGAAAAGGAGAGAAAAUCAAUCUAGUCGAAAUGAAUCCAAACUCAAAGCUUAUUUUCAGUGAGACGCUCUUCGUAUUAUUAGCAUCGAUCAGUUCAACAAUUCAUGGACAGCUAUGCCCUCCCGGAUUGAAUUUGUCUCUAGUGAAAAUUCCGAAUGUAGCCCCUACUACGACCACACAACCAGUUCUGCUCUACGCCAAUCGACCAGGCGUUGCUAUAACAGCUGAGUGCUAUCACAGAUGCAGUCAGUCGAGUGAUUGCUCAGGAUUCAUAGUUGACUACAAGCAGGGCUCGUGCUUCAGAGUCAGCAUCUCCAGGCUGAAUGUGGAACAGUUCGUUCCCUACCCAGAUGCCAAUUUCUUCGAGAAAGUGUGCCUGAAAGUACCUGCGAAUUGCACGAAUAAGGUUUGGCCGAUUGAACACAUUCCUGGCCAUGAACUAGUCGGCCAUCAACACACUGUUGUACCAGGAGUUAACAGCAAGUGGAGUUGUGCGCAAAUGUGCCUGGACCAGUACGAGCGAGGGAAUGGUCUGCCAUGUCUGUCGGCACAAUACGAUGCCAACUCAAAGACUUGCACGUUCAGUCAUCACAGUCGCCACACGCAGCCUGACGCCUUCACCGUCUCCACGCGCUACUCCAGCGACUACAUGGAGAACCAGUGCUUGCAUGAUCAGGAAAGGACCUGUUGGCGGGAUGCAGUUUACAACGUUUCAUCACUGAGGGCCGACCUACAAAUUGAAAAUUUGCGAACGCAGGAGGAGUGCGAAAGGAGAUGCCAAUCUGAAACGAACUUCAAAUGUCGAGCAUUCUCUUUCCGCUGCCCACCCGACUCCUAUCAGCGAGGAACUUUGUGCUCUCUUCACUCCGAUGCCGUCGGUGAGACGUCCGAAUACCUCGUUUCUACUCCUUGCUCUGUCUACAAGGAGAUGAUAACGUGCUUAGAUUUGUCAGUGGAAUGCGGUGCGAACACAAUGGUGGCAACACUGAACUGGCCUGGCUUCACCGGUCAGCUGUUUGCACUGGGUCAUGCCAACGUGUGCGGGGUGCAGGGCUCUGGAGCUGGCAACAGCACGCAGCUCGUCAUCCCCGUGCCGGCUGGGGACCAGUCGCAGUUGGAGCGCAAUCGGUGCGGCGUCAAGGUGGUCAGGAGUGUCGGCGCUGUCAACAGAACCCAGGCGUCAACAGUGAUCGUCGUGCAACACCACAAAGUGAUUCAGACGAUCAGCGACCGAGUCGUGCGCCUGAGCUGUGUGCUCUCCAACUCUGGCUACUCGUCCUUCAGCAACAACAUCACUCUCAAUGCUUCCUUCGGAGUCAGCGAGCCAAGCGUUCAAAAUGUGAUAACAGGAAAUGGAAGCAACAUUUUGGAGCCGGCUAAUGCCAGACUAUCGAUAGUGGACAUAUCGAAGGGUGGACAGCCGGCCAUGGAGACCCAACUGGGUGAUGAGUUGCAGUUCAGGAUUGAUAUCGAUCCGCCCUACAAUGUGUCCAUGAUACGCGCCGGCCACCUGGUGGCAAGUUCAGGCACCGGCCAGGACUCCAUUCUGCUGCUGGACUGGCGGGGAUGUCCACCAGACACGUCCGUGUUUCCCGCGCUGGUUCCCGCCGGUGACCACGCCCUCGCCGCCACUUUCCGCGCCUUCCGCUUCCCCGCCUCACCCAUCCUCCGCUUCAGUCUCGUGCUCACCUUCUGCGAGAAUGUCUGUCAACCGACAGAGUGUGGUAACCGUGUGGUGUCAUACGGACGUCGUCGGAGAGCCGCAGACGUAUUAUCUGAGAUGCCUCUGCAGCUGGCCAUCAUAGUCAGGGAGCCGACCGCUCUCCCCGAAAACGCCACCGUCAUUCCAGAGGCCUCCAGAUCCAACGAGGACGGCAUUGGUGUAUUCUGCGCGAGCUACAGCAGUGCAAUAGUGGUGGCUCUGGCGAUCGUGGUUGGCCAGACUGUGUUGCUGAUAGUGUGCUGUGUGGCACUGGCCAGGAGGGAGAAACAGAACGACCAGGUCAGUCUGCAGAGCGACUUCCAUCCGCCUGACGACCGACACAUCACCUGGGCCGAUCAGCUCAACUCUAACAAAUUGCAUCCUCCUUUUGAGAGUCCGAGACCACAAACGCCAUUAGCGGCCAUCAGUAACAUGAGUAGCUGAUUGCAGACUCAUGAUUCGAUUUAUAGUGCGAAACUGCCAUACAUCUUGGAGGUAUCCUUAAAUUCUAUUUGCAUCAACUCAGCUAUCAUUUGGAGAUGGCGCCUCUGAAGUUACCAUAACUGCCUUUCAAGAGCAAAAAUUAACAUGAUUUACAGUAUUACAUUAACAUUCUAUCUUUAAGUACAGUAGCUUGAGUGAACUUUUUCUAGUGAAUGAACAAUAUAGAAUUGUCAUGUUGUUUAUUAUUGUAUUAUCAUUUGAGAAUAAAAGACAUGUUUUUUA